Molecule: messenger RNA, 1862 nt
Organism: Medicago truncatula (barrel medic)
Lineage: Eukaryota; Viridiplantae; Streptophyta; Magnoliopsida; Fabales; Fabaceae
Product: amino acid transporter AVT6B
Exons: 6
Coding region: 273-1643 (456 amino acids)
Biological process (GO): amino acid transmembrane transport
Cellular component (GO): membrane
Molecular function (GO): L-amino acid transmembrane transporter activity
Source: RefSeq, a predicted model, not a curated record
CAAACAAACUCGCACACAACUGCAAGGUUUUAAAGUAGAACUCGAAUGAAAGUGUCCAACUUAAGAACAUCGGCAUUUCUAGUUUAGAUAGGUCGUACGAACCAUCAAAAAGAAGAGAAUUGCAAUAAUGUCUGUAAUUAGUAUUUGUCAUCCAUGAGGUGUCAACUCAGUGGUAAUGUUUUUGACAGAAUGUCAAAAGGCUAAUCUGAAAUUUAGAGAGAAGGAGAAGACAAUUGAAAGAGGAGAGAGAAAGAGAAACUUGAAAGCUGAAAAUGACAAUUGAAACUCUUGUAGAGAAUAGGAAAACAAGGAAGAAGAAGGAAGUGGUUGAUGGAAAUGUACCUUUGUUACCUAAGGCACAAGAAACAAAUGUUGAUUAUCAUGAAUUUAAUAGAGCUUCAUUUUCAGGAGCUGUUUUCAAUUUGUCAACCACAGUCAUUGGUGCCGGAAUCAUGGGCUUGCCUGCUUGUGUCAGAAAGUUGGGGAUGGUACCUGGUCUUCUUGCCAUAAUCCUCACAGCAUUACUAACAGAAAAGUCAAUUGAGUUUGUGAUUAGGUUUUCGAGGGCAGGGAAUCUUUCUUCCUAUGGAAGUCUUAUGGGGGAUGCCUUUGGGAAAUACGGAAAAAUAUCGGUGGAGAUAUGUAUUGUAAUCGGUAACACUGGUAUGCUGAUUGUUUACAUGAUCAUUGUUGGCGAUGUCAUUUCAGGAACAACUUCAAGUGGAAUUCACCAUCCUGGUAUACUUGAAGGAUGGUUUGGUGUCCAUUGGUGGACCGGGCGUACAUUUGUUCUUGUUUUUGCAACACUUGCUGUGUUUGCACCUUUGGUCAGCUUUAAGCGGAUUGAUUCAUUGAGAUUCACGUCUGCAUUGUCAGUUGGAUUAGCAGUUGUUUUCCUUAUCAUAGCCGUGGGGAUCUCAACUAUCAAGAUUAUUAGCGGGGGCAUUGAGAUUCCCAGACUCUUCCCGAUCAUUACUGAUGUAGAUUCUGUUUUUGAUCUAUUCACGGUAGCUCCUGUGCUGAUGACUGCAUACAUCUGUCACUUUAAUGUUCAUAGCAUAGAUAAUGAACUGGAGGAUUCCUCACGGAUGAGCGGGGUUGUGUGUACUUCCCUUACUCUAUGCUCUUCGGUGUACUUACUGACAAGCUUCUUUGGGUUCCUUCUAUUUGGUGAAGGAGUUCUUGAUGAUGUUCUUGCCAAUUUUGAUACUGAUCUUGGAAUUCCCUUCGGUUCUGCGCUCAAUGAUGCUGUUCGUUUGAGCUAUGCUGCGCAUCUUGUCCUUGUAUUUCCUGUAAUUUUCUAUGCAUUGAGGGUCAACUUAGAUGGUCUAAUAUUUUCCUCAUCAAGAAGACCUUUGGUUGUUGAUAACUUCAGAUUUGCAUCAAUUACUAUUUCCCUUGUUGGCAUUAUCUUCCUCGGAGCAAAUUUCAUACCGAACAUUUGGGUUAUUUUCCAGUUCACUGGAGCAACAGGUGCUGUUUGUGUAGGAUUCGUUUUUCCAGCUGCAAUCACUCUGAGGGAUCGAUACAACAUAGCAACUAAAACCGACAAGAUUUUGGCUGUCCUUAUGAUAGUGCUGGCAGUCUUCUCAAAUGCUGUGGCUAUAUACAGUGAUGCUUCUGCUUUGAUCAACAAGAAUUGAACUUAAUGUGAGUGAUAUCUCGAUUUGAUAGCUCAGAUUACAGGUAUUUCCAUAUUUUCAGAUAAAAGGAACACAAUUUGUAGUGGUUAUAUAAAUUUAAUUUUUUUUAGGGUUUGAUUAUCAUAUAAACAAAGCUACCAUGUGUAAAAUGUUCUUGAAAAGCAUGUGAAGGCCUGCAACAUGUUCAACCUUGUUUGUAAUAGAAUAGGGUUAUUUGAA